Lepus europaeus (European hare) is the source of this 5913-nucleotide messenger RNA. It is a transcript of the gene PDCD11, whose product is annotated as programmed cell death 11. The coding region runs from base 115 to 5742 and encodes 1875 amino acids. Gene Ontology annotation, biological process: rRNA processing. Lineage: Eukaryota; Metazoa; Chordata; Mammalia; Lagomorpha; Leporidae. The record is from RefSeq and is a predicted model, not a curated record. The transcript is spliced from 36 exons. Gene Ontology annotation, cellular component: small-subunit processome; nucleolus; nucleus. Gene Ontology annotation, molecular function: RNA binding; protein binding.
GCCUCCGGAAGUGUAGUAUGUAGUGUGGCGAUAUCCCGGUCUCCUCGUGUGUGCUUACAGCGGCACGGCCCCGGAGCUGGAGGUGCUGCUGCCGCGCCGGUCAGGAGUCCAAACAUGGCAACACUGGAAGAAAGCUUCCCCCGAGGGGGUACAAGAAAGAAAUCAGAUCACAAAUCAGAGAAAUCUUUCCCGCAGUCAGUUGAACAAGACAACUUAUUUGAUAUUUCUACUGAAGAAGAAUCCACCAAAAGGAAAAAGAGCCAGAAAGGGCCAGCAAAAACCAAAAAGUUGAAAAGUGAAGAGAGAGAAAGCAGCAAGUCUGUAAGAGAGAAGUUUGAAAUCCUUAGUGUUGAGUCCCUGUGUGAGGGAAUGCGGAUUUUGGGUUGUGUGAAAGAGGUGAAUGAACUGGAGCUGGUGAUCAGUCUUCCCAACGGCCUCCAGGGAUUUGUGCAAGUGACUGAAAUCUGUGAUGCCUAUACUGAAAAACUAAAUGAGCAGAUGACACAAGAAGAGCCUCUGAAGGACCUACUCCGCUUGCCUGAACUCUUCGCACCUGGAAUGCUGGUGAGAUGUGUGGUGAGAAGUCUGGCUAUCACGGAGAAGGGCAAAAAGAGUGUCAAGCUAUCUCUGAAUCCCAAAAAUGUCAACAAAGUGCUGAGUGCUGAGGCCCUGAAGCCUGGCAUGCUCCUCACAGGCACUGUCUCCAGCCUGGAAGACCAUGGCUACCUCGUAGACAUUGGUGUUGGUGGGACCAGAGCUUUUCUGCCACUGCAGAAAGCCCAGGAGUACAUCCGACAGAGGAACAAAGGUGCUAACCUGAAGGUGGGUCAGUACCUGCACUGCAUCAUUGAAGAGGUGAAAGGCGAUGGAGGCGUUGUCAGUCUGUCUGUGGGCCACUCGGAGGUUUCUGCUGCCAUUGCUUCUGAGGAGCAAAACUGGACCCUCAAUAACCUGUUGCCGGGACUGGUGGUCAAAGCCCAGGUGCAGAAGGUGACUCGGUUUGGCCUUACACUAAAUUUCCUCAAAUUCUUCACGGGCCUGGUUGACUUUAUGCACCUGGAUCCCAAGAAAGUUGGCACAUAUUUCUCAAACCAAGCAGUAAGAGCCUGCAUCCUCUGUGUACAUCCUCGCACCAAAGUUGUCCGCCUGAGCCUGCGCCCCAUCUUCCUGCAGCCUGGUCGACCCCUCACGCGACUCUCUUGCCAGCACCUUGGAGCUGUGCUGGAUGAUGUUCCUGUUCAGGGCUUUUUCAUCAAGGCUGGGGCCACCUUCACCCUGAAGAAUGGGGUUCUGGCCUAUGCCCGGCUCAGCCAUCUCUCUGAUUCCAAGAAAGUCUUCAAACCUGAGGCCUUCAAGCCAGGGAACACUCACAAGUGCAGGAUCAUUGACUACAGCCCAUUGGAUGAACUGGUUUUGCUCUCUCUGCGGACGUCUAUUAUUGAAGCUCAGUACUUUAGAUAUCAUGACAUCAAACCUGGGGCAGUAAUAAAGGGCACAGUGCUGACCAUAAAGCCAUAUGGGAUACUGUUGAAGGUGGGUGAGCGAAUACGGGGCCUGGUACCCCCCAGUCACCUGGCCGACAUCCUCGUGAAGAAUCCAGAGAAGAAGUAUCACAUUGGGGAAGAGCUGAAGUGCCGGGUAUUACUUUGUGACCCUGAAGCCAAGAAGCUGAUAAUGACCCUGAAGAAAACCCUGGUUGAAUCCAAGCUCCCUCCCAUUACCUGCUAUGCUGAUGCCCAGCCUGGUCUGCAGACACAUGGCGUCAUCAUCAGGGUCAAGGACUACGGCUGCAUUGUAAAGUUCUACAAUGAUGUGCAGGGACUGGUGCCGAAGCAUGAGCUCAGUGCCCAGUAUAUUCCUGACCCCGGGAGCGUGUUUUACACUGGCCAGGUGGUGAAGGUGGUGGUGUUGAACAGUGAGCCAUCCAAAGAGAGGAUGCUUCUAUCCUUUAAGCUGUUGAGCGAUGGAGAACCGAAGAAAGAACACGCUGGACAGGGUCAGAAGAAAGGACAAGGCGUUACUGUUGGGCAGUUGGUGGAUGUGAAGGUUUUAGAGAAGACCAAAGAUGGGCUGGAGGUGGCCAUCUUGCCCCACAACAUUCCUGCUUUCCUCCCCACGCCUUAUCUGUCGGACCACGUCGCCAAUGGCCCAUUGUUGUAUCACUGGCUCCAGGCAGGAGACAUCCUUCACCGUGUCCUGUGUCUGAGUCAGAGCGAGAAACACCUUUUCCUUUGCAGGAAACCAGCCUUGGUGUCCACGGUAGAAGGUGGCCAGGAUCCCAAGAACUUCUCAGAAAUUCAUCCUGGAAUGCUGCUCAUUGGCUUUGUGAAGAGCAUCAAGGACUAUGGCGUGUUUGUCCAGUUUCCCUCAGGUCUCAGUGGACUGGCCCCUAAAGCUAUCAUGAGUGACAAAUUUGUGACCUCCCCAAGUGACCACUUUGUCGAGGGGCAGACAGUAGUUGCCAAGGUGACCAACGUGGACGAGGAGAAGCAGCGGAUGCUACUGUCACUGCGGCUGUCGGACUGCAUGCUGGGUGAUGUGGCCAGCACCAGCCUCCUCCUCCUGAGCCAGUGCCUGGAGGAACUGCAAGGCGUACGCAGCCUCAUGAGCAACCGAGACUCUGUGUUGAUCCAGACACUGGCCAAGAUGACCCCGGGAAUGGUCCUUGACCUCAUGGUGCAGGAGGUGUUGGAAGAUGGCUGUGUGCUGUUCAGUGGGGGCCCAGUGCCUGGCCUGGUCCUGAAAGCCAGCAAGUACCAUCGGGCAGGGCAGGAGGUGGAGUCAGGGCAGAAAAAGAAGGUUGUAAUCUUAAAUAUUGAUAUGUUGAAGUUGGAAGUGCAUGUUUCUCUUCUCCAGAACUUGGUGGAUAGAAAAGCUAAAAAGCUGAAGAAAGGCAGCGAAUACCAAGCAAUUGUGCAGCACUUGGAAGAGUCAUUUGCCAUAGCAUCCUUGGCAGAGACUGGCCACCUAGCAGCUUUCUCCCUGACCUCUCACCUCAAUGACACCUUCCGCUUUGAUUCAGAGAAAUUGCAGGUGGGACAGGGUGUCUCCUUAACUCUCAAGACCACAGAGCCGGGAGUGACUGGUUUUCUUUUGGCCGUUGAGGGUCCGGCUGCUAAGAGGACCAUGAGACAGGCCCGGAAGGACUCUGAGACGGUGGAUGAGGAUGAGGAGGUGGAUCCAGCUCUUGCCGUAGGGCCUAUAAAGAAGCAUGCCCUGUCCAUCGGGGACAAGGUCACCGGGACUGUCAAGUCUGUGAAGCCUACUCAUGUGGUUGUGACUCUGGAAGAUGGCAUCAUCGGCUGUAUCCAUGCCUCCCAAAUUCUAGAUGAUGUUCCAGUGGGUACCUCUCCAACUACCAAGCUGAAAGUUGGGAAGACAGUCACUGCCCGAGUGAUUGGUGGGCGAGACGUGAAGACUUUCAAGUUUCUUCCGAUAAGCCACCCCAGAUUUAUUCGAACAAUCCCGGAGCUGAGUGUUCGGCCAAGUGAGCUGGAAAAGGAUGGCCAUACUGCUCUCAAUACUUACUCUGUUAGCCCUGUGGAGAAGAUCAGACAGUACCAGGCUGGUCAGACCGUGACUUGCUUCUUAAAGAAGUACAAUGUGGUUAAGAAAUGGCUUGAGGUAGAAAUUGCACCGGACAUCCGAGGGAGAAUUCCCUUGUUGCUCACCUCUCUCAGCUUCAAGGUUCUGAAAUGUCCAGAUAAGAAGUUCCGGGUCGGCCAAGCCCUGAAGGCCACUGUAGUUGGCCCAGUUUCCUCCAAGGCCUUCUUGUGUCUCUCACUCAUAGGUCCUCACAGGCUUGAGAAAGGGGAAGUGGCCAUGGGCCGAGUGGUGGAAGUUACUCCCAACAAAGGGCUGACUGUCUCCUUCCCCUUUGGGAAGAAGGGAAGAGUCAGUAUAUUUCAUGUGAGUGACUCCUACUCUGAGACACCCCUGCAAGACUUCGUCCCCCAGAAGAUUGUCAGGUGUUACGUCCUGUCCACUGAAGAGCAAAUGUUGACUUUGUCACUGCGGUCAUCCAGAACAAACCCAGAGACGAAAAGCAAAGUAGAAGAUCCAGAGAUUGACUCCAUCCAGGACAUUAAGGAAGGGCAGCUCCUGAGGGGCUAUGUGAGGUCGGUCCAGCCCAAUGGCGUGCUCUUCGGCCUGGGUCCCUCAGUUACUGGUUUGGCCGACUACCCACACGUCUCCCAGUACAGCCCAUCUGAGAAAGACCUUUACAACAAAUACCUUCCCGAAGGGAAGCUGCUCACUGCCAAGGUCCUGAGGCUGAACCACCGGCAGGACCUGGUCGAGCUAUCGUUCCUCCCCUGCGACACUGGGAAGCCUGACGUGUUCCCUGCCUCCUUGGAGCUGCCCCUGCUGAAGCAAGGGGAGAGAAAGAGAGAGGCCAAAGAGAAAAGCCAAAAAGGAGAAGAGAAGGAGAAGAACAGUCAGAAAACGAAAAAGAAGAAGUCGAAGGGGCAGGAGGAAGUACAGUUGCCCGGCAAGGAGACGAGAGAGCCCCAACGGCCUCCGGGGAAGAGGCAGGGCAAGCGGGCACGCCAGGAGUCAGGCAGUGAGCAGGAAAGAGAGGACAAGAAGCCCAGGAAGGCCGGCCCGCCAGAGGAGGACGACAGUGGCGUGGAGGUCUAUUACCGGGAAGGAGAAGAGGAGAUCGAGGAGGUGGAUGUGCUGCCCAAGAAGCUGACCAAACCUGCAGAAGCGCCCCGGCUACAGCUGUCUUCAGGCUUUGUUUGGAAUGUGGGGCUCGACUCUCUGACCCCGGCCUUGCCCCCUCGAGGAGAGAGCUCAGACAGCGAGGAAGACGAGAAGCCACACCCAGCCACGAAAAAGAAGAGCAAGAAGGAAAGAGAGUUGGAGAAGCAGAAGGCAGAGAAAGAGCUGUCCCGCAUCGAGGAGGCGCUGAUGGAUCCUGGGCGGCAGCCGGAGUCAGCAGAUGAGUUUGACCGACUCGUGCUGAGCUCCCCCAACAGCUCCAUCCUGUGGCUGCAGUACAUGGCUUUCCACCUGCAGGCCACGGAGAUCGAGAAGGCCCGGGCCGUGGCUGAGAGGGCCCUUAAGACCAUCUCCUUCAGAGAGGAGCAGGAGAAGCUGAAUGUGUGGGUGGCUCUGCUGAACCUGGAGAACAUGUACGGCUCUCAGGAGUCCCUGGGCAAGGUCUUCGAGCGGGCUGUGCAGUACAACGAGCCGCUCAAGGUCUUUCUCCACCUGGCUGACAUCUACACCAAGUCAGAGAAAUUCCAGGAAGCUGCCGAACUGUACAACCGCAUGCUGAAGCGUUUCCGGCAGGAAAAGGCCGUCUGGAUCAAAUAUGGUGCCUUUCUCCUGCGGAGGAGCCAGGCGGGGGCCAGCCACCGCGUGCUGCAGCGAGCCCUCGAGUGCCUGCCUGCCAAGGAGCACGUGGAUGUGAUUGUCAAGUUUGCCCAGCUGGAGUUCCAGCUGGGGGACGCAGAGCGUGCCAAAGCCAUUUUCGAGAACACACUGAGCACCUACCCGAAGCGCACAGACGUCUGGUCGGUCUACAUCGACAUGACCAUCAAGCACGGCAGCCAGAAGGAAGUCCGGGACAUCUUCGAGCGUGUCAUUCAUCUGAGCCUGGCCCCCAAGAGAAUGAAAUUCUUCUUCAAGCGCUACCUGGACUACGAGAAGCAACACGGCACGGAGAAGGAUGUGCAGGCAGUCAAGGCGAAGGCCCUGGAGUACGUGGAGGCCAGGAGCUCGGUGCUGGAGGACUAGUGGAGGCUCGCUCCGCACAGGCGGCCCCAGGCAGCCCCGGGCUGGGCCAGCCCACCGCAGGCACCAGGCCGGAGCAGAGCUCUGCCGCCUAAAGACUCGUUCUAACCGCUGCUUUUUCUGCAGCACCCUUGGUGUCAUCCUGUCAGGAUAAAAGGAAUUUUAGAUUUUUAA